Messenger RNA from Silurus meridionalis, 2364 nucleotides. RefSeq names its product G-protein coupled receptor 55. Lineage: Eukaryota; Metazoa; Chordata; Actinopteri; Siluriformes; Siluridae. Gene Ontology annotation, biological process: positive regulation of Rho protein signal transduction; phospholipase C-activating G protein-coupled receptor signaling pathway. The transcript has 3 exons. Gene Ontology annotation, molecular function: G protein-coupled receptor activity. Gene Ontology annotation, cellular component: membrane. The record is from RefSeq and is a predicted model, not a curated record. Bases 398 to 1333 code for a protein of 311 amino acids.
AAAAUGGCAGUAGUUUGUUUCUAAACCUUACAGUUUUUCCACUGUUAAAUGUCAAUCGCAAUAGAAAUUCAGCAAUCUAGUGUUAAUGGUUUAUUUUUAAAUGGCUAUAUCAGAUUCUUCAAUCUGAUUUGGUCACUAAAUCUAAAUGUAUGCAUAUAUACGUGAUUCAGAAUAACAGUUUGCUUUAAUAAACAUGUUCUAGUAGUUUAUGUAGGCAAGGGCACCACUUGUCAUACCAAGGAUGUGGUUAGUUUAAAAGAAGAAGUUUUUUCUCUAACACCACAGUCAGCCUGCUUUCAGGAAAGUGUCUGACACUCACAACAGAGCACAUUCACAGUGGUGGCAUAAGCAUAGAUACCUAUCAACAGGCAUCAAGUGAGCAUAAGGCAGAAUCACCAUGAUCAACGAGAGCAACUGCAGUUUUGAGGACGUGGAUGCGCUCAUGCGGCCAUUGGAGUUAGUCAUCUAUGUGCCCAUCUUCUUGCUUGGCAUCGUCUUAAAUGUCAGUGCACUUUGGGUCUUCUGCUUUGUCUUUAAAAAAUGGACUGAAUCCACUAUUUACAUGAUUAACUUGGCUAUAAUGGAUGUGCUCUUGCUACUUCAACUGCCCUUCAAGAUGCAUGCCACAAACAACAAAUGGUUAGCAAACAAGAAACAUCUUUGCUCUUUCCUUGAAAGCCUGUACUUCAUGGCUAUGUAUGGGAGCAUCUACAUCAUCAUGUGCAUAUCUGUGGAUCGGUACCUUGGCAUAUGCCACCCCUUUUACGCCAAGAGCCUACGUUCCAAGAAAAGUGCCCGAAUUGUAUGUUUGGUAAUUUGGGUGUUAGUGAUAGUAGUGACUACUCCAGUUUAUACAUUCCAUGAGGAUAUACAGGAAACUUUUCACUGCUUCCAUGGCUUUUCAAAUAAGGGAUGGAACUUAUGGCUUAUUGUUUGUUUGGAGGUGUUUGGCUUCUUGCUGCCUGCUUUUGUGCUCAUAUGUUGCUCAGUGAAAAGUAUCCGUACCUUGCGUAAUCCAAAGUUCACAUUCACUCCGGGAAGACAAGCUGGUGUCCGGAUAAUUCACAGCAGCCUGUGUGCCUUCUUGGUGCCCUUCACACCAUGCCAUAUUGCGAUCUUUUUCCAAUACCUGGUGCGCAGCUCUACCAUCACUGAGUGUGACGCCCAGCAAAGGAUCUCCCUGUUUUUACAGUUGUCUAUGAGCCUGGCCAACAUAACAUGCUUUCUGGAUGCUAUAUUCUAUUACUUUGUAGCCAAAGAAGUACGGGCGGGUAAGGACACAAUCAGAAUGUCCCUCACUAGGAUUAAAAGUAUGAGUACCUCAGAUGCAUAAGGAAGAAAUUUACCAUUUAUUCAAAACACAUUUACUCAUUCUUAACUUCUCUGUUUUAUUUACUGUAUGCCUCAGAUUUGUAAGAUAGAAAAGAGUUUCUGUUCUGAGUCACUUUAGUAGGCUGUCAAAGGUCGUUCUCACGCGAAGGGAGCGUGCCGAGCUACACAGAGAUUUCAGAAAUGAAAUUUUGCCACGUUUAGGAGGUUUAUCUAGACCAAGUACUUAUAGAACCAUUAUGUUAAACAAAUUUAACUUUUUAAAUAUUGUGUGUCAUAGGGACCUGAGUUCUGUUUAUGUAAAGUAUAAUAUGUAUUUAGCAAUAAAUAUUUAAUUGGAGAAAAGGCUGAUAGUGAAAGAGGACAGCACCUCCAGCCUUCUACAGUUGGGGAAAGAAGUGGGCACAGGCAGCAUGCCUGCCAGUUUCAUUCUGCCUCAGACAUGCUUCUCUUUGUUGCUUCUAUUCACAUGUUUUCUGUACAUAGUAUCCUAUUGAAAAAGCAUUAUUUAAAGGUAAUUAUUGUUAUUUUUUUAAAUGAUUUCUAAUAAUUAUUUUUUUUAACUGUGAUUGCAUUGUAUCUUUUUUAUUCAUGAUCAUUUUGUGGAGUGCAAAAUGUCUUUAAAAUACAGUAUUAAGUAAAGUCAAUACCUAAGUUAUUUUUGGUUUUCUAAAGAACCUGCUAUAACUUUUUUACUACCUUCACAAUAUUUUUUAAUUACUUUUGUUUGCUGGAUAAUAAUAUCUACAUUAUGGUAACAAAUUGUAAGGGUUUUUUAGCUCUCAGCAAAGGUGGCAACAUGUUUUUUUAAAAACCCACUGAUCAAACAUUUAGGGAAGUAAAACCUUAAAAGUAUAUUGGCAUUUAGGUUUUCUUUUGCCAUUUGUUGUGAUGGUGUGACACUGCAUAAAAAUAUAGCAAUGUAUCAAUCUUUUAAUUUUCCAAACAGAGAUUUAAUAUAAAGUCUAUUCCACACAGAGUUACUGUUUGUCUGUAAAAAGUUUGAUUUGAACAGAAUAAAGACCAUAUGAAAAA